Molecule: messenger RNA, 711 nt
Organism: Bemisia tabaci
Lineage: Eukaryota; Metazoa; Arthropoda; Insecta; Hemiptera; Aleyrodidae
Gene: Dph3
Product: Diphthamide biosynthesis 3
Biological process (GO): protein histidyl modification to diphthamide
Molecular function (GO): metal ion binding
Source: RefSeq, a predicted model, not a curated record
CAAACACCUAACCUCAAUUGUCAACUGUCACAAAAAUUUUCGCUCACGUGUUUUGUCAGUUUCGCUCCGCGCUAAGUAAACUCAGAGAAUAAUUUAAUUUUGGCACAAGUUGAAGGUGUGUUGGACAAAUGUCUAUCUAUCACGAUGAAGUGGAGAUAGAAGAUUUUGAGUACGAUGAGGAGAAUGACACCUACUAUUAUCCGUGCCCAUGUGGUGAUCGCUUUGAAAUCAGUGGCACUGAACUAAAAGCAGGCAAAGACGCAGCAGAGUGCCCCAGUUGCUCUUUGGUAGUCAAAGUAAUCUACGAUAUAGAGAAAUUUCGGACCGAGGACAAGAUCAAAUCUGAAGAAGAGUCUCAUCCUAAAUCAACAUCAUCUGCUGUUGUCAAUUGAUUACUCCUUAACUUACAUCAUCAAGCAUCAAACUGGUCAGUCAGAAACCAACUAAGUCCUCUCAUUUUUCAAAAAUUAUGUGGGCAAUAUUGAUUCCAAGCAAUUUCAUCCUCGACUAAUAGACAUUUUUUAUUGACUUUAGCUGUAACUGUGCAACACUUGAUUUCAAACACAUAUUAUUGUGAUAAGUAGUAUUUGCCCGAGGACCACUUUCUGCGAAUUUGUAUCCGUCUACUAUUCAGUAUUUUUCCACAGCUUUUCUCCUCCAUUGUUGAUUACUGUACCUUUUAAUUGUUGAAAAUCCAAUUGCCUUCCAAAA